AUGUGUCGCAAGUGCUUUGAACAAAAAUGGCCAUCAUCACUCUCCUACUAUGAUGACAAGUUUGAAGAGACGUUAAAACAAGACAGAGAAAUCAAAGAUGUCGUGGAAGGUCUUCACCAACUAUCACUCCCGUGUCGUGAUGACAAAUCUAAAAUAAGAUCAUCAAGGCAAUGUGAAGCCGAACGUGUUAUAGACGAUUGUAUGAAUGGCUUGGCUGUUGUAGGGGGUGCAGUUUUGGGAGCGGCUGCGUUGUUCGGUAUUGGGCUCGCUGUUGGUCUCGGUUCGAAGGAGUUGAGACGUCGCAGAUAUUGA
Messenger RNA from Schistosoma mattheei, 312 nucleotides. The record is from the annotation of a GenBank genome assembly. NCBI's taxonomy places the organism in Eukaryota, Metazoa, Platyhelminthes, Trematoda, Strigeidida, Schistosomatidae.